Molecule: messenger RNA, 645 nt
Organism: Lachancea dasiensis
Lineage: Eukaryota; Fungi; Ascomycota; Saccharomycetes; Saccharomycetales; Saccharomycetaceae
Source: the annotation of a GenBank genome assembly
AUGAAUUUAGGCUUAGAUCCAAAACCACGGAAGCACCAAGUCAAUAGACGGCGUAGAGGAAAAGGUAACAGUGAACUGAAAGAUUCGAAGAGUCCGAGCGCUGAUGAUGUGGAUUCAAAGAGACCCCCUCACCGGAAGUCGAACAAAAACCAAGUCAAAUCUAGACCCGCUAAGAAGGUCACUUCCAAUGAAAAGAUAGCAGAUGUGAGGCGCAAAGGAACAACUUUCGCGAAAACAUCGAUGUCAACAGAACUAAAGGAUCAGGUCCAACAAGUUGAACACCUUUUGGGAGUGGAUGGCUUCAAGGUCUUCAAGAAAGGCAAAAAUAGCACGUCCUAUGGACUUGCGGCUCCUGGAGUUUUGGGAUCUGAUACCUUUAUAUUUGUCGUAACGAUCCCGUUCUCGUACCCCCGCCAGCCUUCUAAAUUGGACCCAGUAAACAAUUUGGCCGAGGGGAAAAGAGAAAUCCAGGUCGAGUUGGGCCACAUUGUGAACAAUUUCAAUAGCAAGGCUCAUGAAAUGACUUCAGCAGGUCAACCGCUUAUUUCGCAAUUCAAUUAUCUGCUAACGCAGUGGUCAAAAAUGACGAGUCCUAAUUACAAACAGAAAGAACGGCUAAACAAAGAAUUUCUAGCAAACAUUUAA